UGACGUGGUUCGCGACAAAUGUUCGACACGUGCAAGGAAAAAUCGCGCGACACUCGAGUUACGAGAACGAAAAAUUCGCGCGACUGAGGGGGUCAAUUUUCCGCCAAAGUGGAGCGAUUUCUCGAACGGUAGCGGAAACAAAACCCGAGGGGGGUUUUAUUCUGGCAUCAUGAACAUCGAUGAAUUUCGUGUACGCGGUAAAGAGAUGAUAGAGUACAUCUGCGAAUAUAUCCGCACGUUGGAGGGCAAGAGGGUGACGGCGAACGUCGAUCCCGGCUAUUUAAGACAUCUGAUGCCAAACGAGGCGCCUUUCAAGCCGGAAUCAUGGGACGCCAUCAUGAGGGACGUCGACGGCAAAAUAAUGCCCGGAAUCACUCACUGGCAGCAUCCACGAUUCCACGCCUACUUCCCGUCCGGCAACUCGUUCCCCUCGAUCCUCGGUGAUCUGCUGUCAGACGCGAUCGGCUGCAUCGGUUUCUCGUGGGCGGCUAGUCCAGCCUGUACUGAACUUGAAACUAUCGUGCUGGAUUGGUACGCUAAAGCAAUCGACCUGCCAGCUGAGUUUCUGUCGGAGCAGAAGAGCGGCGGCGGCGUAAUUCAGGGUUCGGCCUCCGAAUGUAUCCUGGUGACGAUGCUGGCGGCGCGCUCACAAGCAAUUAAGAUGCUGAAGGAGCAGGAACCCAACACGGAGGAUUCGGCGUUCCUGCCGAAAUUGGUGGCCUAUUGUUCUACGGAGUCGCACUCGUGCGUUGAGAAAGCAGCGAUGAUCAGCCUGGUGAAGCUGCGAGUACUGGAACCGGACGACAAAGCUUCUUUACGCGGUAAACGACUCGAGUCGGCCAUCAGAGAGGACGUGGCGAACGGCUUGGUACCGUUUUACGUGUCCACCACUCUGGGCACCACCGGCUCCUGCGCCUUUGACAAUCUUGUAGAGAUCGGACCUGUAUGCAAGCUGUAUCCCAACAUCUGGUUGCACGUAGACGGCGCUUACGCUGGUAACGCCUUCAUCUGUCCGGAAAUGAGACCAUUCAUGGCCGGCAUCGAGCACGCCGAUUCCUUCAAUACGAAUCCGAACAAGUGGUUGCUGGUGAAUUUUGAUUGUUCUUGCCUGUGGGUGCGUAAUCGAAUGAAGCUCACGUCGGCGUUGGUCGUCGAUCCGCUUUAUCUUCAACACGCUCGCUCGGGAGAAUCGAUCGAUUAUCGUCAUUGGGGCAUCCCGCUCAGUAGAAGAUUUCGGGCGUUGAAGCUCUGGUUCGUCAUGAGAUCGUACGGUAUCAGCGGUUUGCAGAAGUACAUCAGGAAUCACAUAAGGCUGGCCAAGAGAUUCGAGGCGCAGAUGAAGAAAGACAGGCGCUUCGAAAUCCUCAACGAUGUGCGAGUCGGUCUGGUGUGUUUCCGGUUAAAGGAGAGCGAAGAAAUGAAUCAAGAGCUGCUGGCCAACAUUAAUGCAUCCGGUCGGCUGCACAUGAUACCAGCCCGAGUGAUGGGCAAAUAUAUCCUGCGUUUCUGCAUCACGAAGGAGGACGCGACCGAAGAAGAUAUUGAUUAUGCGCUCAACGUGAUCGAGGAGCAUGCCACGGAAGUAAUGUUGGCGCACUACGAGGGCACGGAAGAUGAGUACAGAGCGAAGGGUCCAAAGAGCCCGGCUGCCCUCGACAAGAAACUCGUUCGAAAGUUCAGUUUUACCAGGAGCGUUACCAGGGAUGCCUACAAGAGAUCCAUCUCCAAAUCUAGCCUACACGAUGGCGCGACGCCUAUCAUGGUCGUCGAUGACAAUUCGCAGGUCGAUGCCAUCGACGAUGAUCGUUUCUGCAAUAGCAGGUCGUGACGAUGUCGAUGACGGUCCCCGGCGCCGACUCGGGACGACGUAGAUGAUAAUAAUAAGAAGGGCCCUCGUUAUACGGCCGUGUGAUGCGAAACUAUGACGUCAUCAAUUUACUGAUUCCCGAAGUCGUGUUUGUCGAUCGACAAGGACUGAUUAUUAGCAAUGGCUUCACGUAAGUGUUUAGCCAAGUCAGUUUGUCUUUAAUCAAAAGUUCGUUGCCAUGCGAGAACAUUGUGGAUCGAUGAUCGAUCGUAUGUUCUCUUGAGCACGAUUCUUCACAAAAUGUAUCAAUAACGCGUGUUGAAUCAAGUUUUAAAAUAAAACAUUCUUGAGCAUAUUUUAAACAAUUCGUAAUUCGUGACAGAAUUCGAUUUAAAA
This is a messenger RNA of Camponotus floridanus (Florida carpenter ant), 2203 nucleotides long. Its product is annotated as tyrosine decarboxylase. Gene Ontology annotation, biological process: amino acid metabolic process. The coding region runs from base 170 to 1828 and encodes 552 amino acids. Gene Ontology annotation, molecular function: pyridoxal phosphate binding; carboxy-lyase activity. The transcript has 4 exons. The record is from RefSeq and is a predicted model, not a curated record. NCBI's taxonomy places the organism in Eukaryota, Metazoa, Arthropoda, Insecta, Hymenoptera, Formicidae.